Molecule: messenger RNA, 2679 nt
Organism: Amphiprion ocellaris (clown anemonefish)
Lineage: Eukaryota; Metazoa; Chordata; Actinopteri; Pomacentridae
Gene: tm9sf4
Product: transmembrane 9 superfamily protein member 4
Exons: 18
Coding region: 31-1965 (644 amino acids)
Biological process (GO): protein localization to membrane
Cellular component (GO): membrane
Source: RefSeq, a predicted model, not a curated record
CCGCAACGUCACUAAUGACACGUAUUCAAAAUGGCGGCCGCGGCUAUGGAGACGUGGUGGGCCUUGCUGCUGUUGUCCUCGCUGCCUGUGGUCCGAACCUUCUAUGUUCCCGGAGUCGCUCCUCGGGACUUCCGUGAUGGAGAGACAGUAGAUAUUAAGGCAGUGAAGCUGACCAGCUCCCGCACCCAGCUUCCUUAUGAAUACUACUCCCUGCCUUUCUGUAAGCCGAAAUCUGUUUUCUACAAGGGAGAGAAUCUGGGCGAGGUCUUGCGUGGCGACCGUAUUGUGAACACACUCUACAAUGUCGAGAUGAACAAGGACAAAAAGUGUGAGAUGGUUUGCAGCAAGAAGAAGCUCAGCAUGGAAGAGAGUAAGCUGAUCGCUGAGCGGAUCCAGGAGGAGUAUUAUGUUCACCUUAUUGCAGAUAACCUUCCAGUUGCCACUAGGUUAGAAUUUUACCCCAACAGAGAAGUCGGAGGGGAGGAAGAGCAAAAGAAGGACAUAGUGAAAGACAUCCAGUUCGAGCAUGGUUACAGAAUGGGCUUUGUUGAUAACAACAAGUUUUAUCUACACAACCACCUGUCCUUCGUCCUGUACUUCCACAGGGAGAAGCUGGAGGAGGGGGAGAUUCACGACUACAGAGUGGUGCGAUUUGAGGUCGUACCCCAAAGUGUCAAAGUAGAAGAUCUGAAGGCCAUGGAGCAAGAGAAGACUUGCACUUUGCCUGAGGCCAGCGGUUCUGCCCCCCAGGAGAUUGACCCGACCAAAGAGAAUGAAGUCCUUUUCACCUACUCGGUGCACUGGGAGGAGAGUGAGGUGAAGUGGGCGUCUCGCUGGGACACAUAUCUAACCAUGAGCGAUGUCCAGAUUCACUGGUUCUCCAUCGUCAACUCUGUGGUGGUUGUCUUCUUCCUGUCAGGUAUUCUGAGUAUGAUCAUCAUCAGGACCUUGAGGAAGGACAUCGCAAACUACAACAGAGAGGAUGACAUAGAAGACACCAUGGAGGAGUCGGGUUGGAAGAAUGUCCACGGCGACGUCUUCAGACCUCCUCAGUAUCCCAUGAUCCUCAGCUCCCUGCUGGGCUCAGGGAUCCAGCUCUUGUGCAUGGUCCUCAUCGUCAUCUUUGUCGCCAUGUUGGGGAUGUUAUCUCCAUCAAGUAGAGGAGCCUUGAUGACCACUUCCUGCUUUCUCUUCAUGUUUAUGGGUGUGUUUGGAGGCUACUUUGCCGGCAGACUGUACCGCACACUGAAGGGCCAUCGGUGGAAGAAAGGAGCAUUUUGUACAGCGACUUUGUACCCUGCAGUGGUUUUUGGCAUCUGCUUCAUCCUCAACUGUUUCAUCUGGGGAGAACACUCCUCUGGGGCGGUUCCCUUUACCACCAUGUUAGCCCUCCUCUGCAUGUGGUUCGGUAUCUCCAUGCCGCUGGUCUACCUGGGCUACUACUUCGGCUUCCGCAAACAGCCGUAUGACAACCCGGUGCGCACCAACCAGAUCCCUCGGCAGGUCCCAGAGCAGCGCUGGUACAUGAACAAGUUUGUGGGAAUCCUGAUGGCCGGGAUCCUGCCGUUUGGUGCCAUGUUCAUCGAGCUCUUCUUCAUCUUCAGUGCCAUCUGGGAGAAUCAGUUUUAUUACCUCUUCGGCUUCCUGUUCCUGGUUUUCAUCAUCCUGGUGGUGUCCUGCUCUCAGAUCAGCAUCGUCAUGGUUUAUUUCCAGCUCUGUGCAGAGGACUACCGGUGGUGGUGGAGAACCUUCCUGGUGUCGGGAGGCUCAGCAUUCUAUGUCCUUGUUUACGCCAUCUUCUACUUUGUCAACAAGCUGGACAUCGUGGAGUUCAUCCCCUCCCUCCUGUACUUUGGUUACACCACGCUGAUGGUUUUGUCCUUCUGGCUGCUAACGGGCACAAUCGGUUUCUACGCCGCCUACAUGUUCAUCAGGAAAAUCUACGCUGCAGUCAAGAUUGACUGAGUUGUCGCUGUUUUUCUCGUUGUUUGGGUUUUUUUGAUUUUUAUUUCACAUUCAGUUUUUUUUAAAUAUAUAUUUUUUAUUCUUCAUGUCCAACAUGCACUGACUCAUGUGCAGAGGGAUCGAGAGGUGUGUGUUUUACUGCGUGACCCGCUGAAACGGUUAAACCGGCCGUUUCUCUCACACUCUCUCCCCCGUAAACCUCCCCCUCCUCACCCCUUUUUAUUUUUUUUGCUUCUUCACCCUUUCCGGGACAGAGACCCAGAGGCAGCCUUCCUCUGCCGGGACGUUUAUGUCUUCUGUCGUCUCACCUUGCACACAAACGCAGCGGGCCAAAGCUUGUCAAACGAUGGUUUCUGCACAUUUAGUUUUUUUCCAUUUGUGUUUUGAGUCUAACUUAUCCAGGUUUUUUUUUUUUUUUUAAGAUUAUUGUUUUGUCGUCAUCGCAGGAUUUCUCUGUGACUUCAUCUCUUUCAAUCAUCUGCUGGGAGGCAAUUUUUCCUCUAAAUUUCCUCACAUAAAUUCUGUCUUUACUCUCUCUCCACUGUCUGUUUUCAGAUGUGACUUUUCGUUUCAGAGACUUUCACACAUCAGGGAAGGAUCGGGGGGUCUAACUGUGGUGUUUGUUGUGUUGAACUGAUAUGGAUGGAAAUUUCUGCUGGGACGUUCUGCAUUGUAACACAAGAAAGGAUAAAUUAAAUGUUCUAUUAUUUUUUA